This is a messenger RNA of Octodon degus (degu), 3109 nucleotides long. It is a transcript of the gene Slc6a3, whose product is annotated as solute carrier family 6 member 3. Gene Ontology annotation, cellular component: neuron projection; presynaptic membrane; plasma membrane. Lineage: Eukaryota; Metazoa; Chordata; Mammalia; Rodentia; Octodontidae. The record is from RefSeq and is a predicted model, not a curated record. The transcript is spliced from 15 exons. Gene Ontology annotation, biological process: sodium ion transmembrane transport; dopamine uptake involved in synaptic transmission. Gene Ontology annotation, molecular function: norepinephrine:sodium symporter activity; dopamine:sodium symporter activity. Bases 87 to 1946 code for a protein of 619 amino acids.
UGAAGCCCCGCGGACUGCGCAGGCAGGACCUGAGGCCCAGGCAGUUGGUACGAGGAGGAAGCCCAGAGCUCCCGAUCCUGUCAGCCAUGAGUGAACGCAAGUGUCCUGUGGGGCUGAUGUCCUCCGUGGUGGCCCCAGCCAAGGAGCCCAAUGCUGUAGGGCCCCGAGAGGUGGAGCUUGUCCUGGUCAAGGAACAGAAUGGCGUGCAGCUCACCAACUCCACGCUCAUCAGUGCGCCCCACAGCCCCGUGGAGGCCCAGGAGCGGGAGACCUGGGGCAAGAAGAUUGACUUCCUGUUGUCGGUCAUCGGCUUUGCCGUGGACCUGGCCAAUGUCUGGCGGUUUCCCUACCUGUGCUACAAAAAUGGUGGAGGAGCCUUCCUGGUGCCCUACCUGCUCUUUAUGGUGAUUGCUGGGAUGCCCCUAUUCUACAUGGAGCUGGCUCUGGGGCAGUUCAACAGGGAGGGGGCCGCUGGUGUCUGGAAGAUCUGCCCCAUCCUGAAGGGUGUGGGCUUCACAGUCAUCCUCAUCUCACUCUACGUGGGCUUCUUCUACAACGUCAUCAUCGCCUGGGCGCUGCACUACCUCUUCUCUUCCUUCUCCGUGGAGCUGCCCUGGACCCACUGCAACAACACCUGGAACAGCCCCAACUGUUCCGAUGCCCCCACGGGCAACGCCAGUGACAGCCCCGGCCUCAACAGCACCUUUGGGACCACACCCGCAGCUGAGUACUUCGAGCGUGGCGUGCUGCACCUGCACCUGAGCCAUGGCAUUGACGACCUGGGCCCGCCGCGCUGGCAGCUCACAGCCUGCCUGGUGCUGGUCAUCGUGUUGCUCUACUUCAGCCUGUGGAAGGGCGUGAAGACCUCGGGCAAGGUCGUGUGGAUCACGGCCACCAUGCCCUAUGUGGUCCUCACUGCCCUGCUCUUGCGUGGGCUCACCCUCCCAGGGGCUAUCGACGGCAUCCGGGCCUACCUGAGUGUGGACUUCUACCGGCUCUGCGAGGCAUCAGUAUGGAUUGAUGCCGCCACCCAGGUGUGCUUCUCCUUAGGCGUGGGCUUUGGGGUGCUGAUCGCUUUCUCCAGUUACAACAAGUUCACCAACAACUGCUAUCGAGACGCGAUCCUCACCACCUCCAUCAACUCCCUGACCAGCUUCUCCUCAGGCUUCGUGGUCUUCUCCUUCCUCGGGUACAUGGCCCAGAAGCACAGCGUGCCCAUCGGGGAUGUAGCCGAGGAUGGCCCUGGGCUGAUCUUCAUCAUCUACCCGGAGGCCAUCGCCACGCUCCCGCUGUCCUCGGCCUGGGCCGUGGUGUUCUUCAUCAUGCUGCUCACCCUGGGGCUCGACAGCGCCAUGGGUGGCAUGGAGUCUGUGAUCACGGGGCUCAUCGACGAGUUUCAACUGCUACACCGGCACCGGGAGCUCUUCACACUGUGCAUCGUGCUGGGCACCUUCCUGCUGUCACUCUUCUGCGUCACCAAUGGGGGCAUCUACGUCUUCACAUUGCUGGACCACUUUGCAGCCGGCACGUCCAUCCUCUUCGGGGUGCUCAUUGAAGCCAUUGGGGUGGCCUGGUUCUAUGGUGUCCGACAGUUCAGCGAGGACAUCAAGCAGAUGACGGGGCGGCGGCCCAGCCUGUACUGGCGGCUGUGCUGGAAACUGGUCAGCCCCUGCUUCCUGCUGUUUGUGGUCGUGGUCAGCGUUGUGACCUUCAGGCCUCCUCACUAUGGCACCUACGUCUUCCCUGCCUGGGCCAAUGCGCUGGGCUGGGCAGUUGCCACCUCCUCCAUGGCUAUGGUGCCCAUCUACGCAGCCUACAAGUUCUGCAGCCUCCCAGGCUCCUUCCGAGAGAAACUGGCCCAAGCCAUCACACCCGAGAAGGACCGUGAGCUCGUGAACCGAGGGGAGGUGCGCCAGUUCACGCUGCGCCACUGGCUCCUGGUGUAGCACAACAGUGAACUGGGAAGCCGGGCAGGUCCUUGCCAGGGAGAGGCGCUCGGAGAAAGAGGGCCACCCCACCCUGGAACCUCAGCUUCACGGAGAGCAAACACCCAGGGACCGGCUUGCUGUGUCCCGUGUGGCAUGAGAACCACACUGAUCCCUUCAACGAGGUCAACUGGUUGCCAUCAUGCCUGGCCGGUGGCCCCUGCAGCUCGUGUGGCCCAUGGCCUGCAGGAGGACUCGGCUACUGUACAUAUACCAUGCGAGUCCCCUUGCCCACUGAGGCCACAUGGGCCACUUGUGUUGCUCAGAUUUAAAAGCCAAGUCCCCUGCAUGUCUGAGCGGGCAGAGAUGGAAGGAAAGAGACCAGAUCUGUGCAGUCCUUUUCCUGGGACCAGAGGGUGCCACUCACCUGUCGCACACGUGGGCUUCACCCAGGGCUGUGGAGGACCAGGGCUGGUGUAUGCGAUGGACGCGCUGCUUUCUAGCAACAGAGAGAAGUAUUUCUCCUGGGAGCCAGCUCAGGCUGCUGCUACUCCUGGUCAGCCUGGCCCUGCCACGCUGUGGGCUUGACCAGAAAACAUCCCCCCCAAGGCCACCUGAGUGCCCAGAGCCCACUGUCUGCCUGGCUAGGGCUGUGACCUGUGGGGUCGCAGGCACAUGUGACGUCUUGGGACACUUCACCUGCUAGGAACUGGCAUUUUAAAUCCUAUUUAUCUGUGUCCAAACAAAUUCUCCAAAUACAUGGUUGUUGGCUGAUGCUCUGGGUUUUGUUUACAAGAAUAAUUAGCAAUACCAGGGAAGCCCGUGGCCGAGUCCCACCUGCCUCGGCCACCCUCUCAGCACACUGGCCACCCUAGGGCUCAGCGGGGCCUGGCUUACCCCGCUCCUGCGGGGCGGCUGAGCAAGCUCCCAUCUAUGCUGGUGUCACAGAGCCAUGCGGCCCUUGUGCUGCCCAGAGGGGCAGCUGCCACGCAGGAAGCGCACCUCAGCCUAGGGACAGGUGGACGUGGUGGGGAACCUGGCUGUCGCCUGCCUGCGGGGAGAUGGGGUGCAGUCUCGGCUAAGAGGGACCAGGUUUGCCAUCACCCGCCUGAGGAGCGGCUCCAUGUAGAAGCCAGGCAUCAUCAGCCUCUGUCUCUGUCCCGUAGUGAGUAUCAUGUGUGGGU